AUGAGCACUGAGGUACAGAUGUUGCUCUCCAGUGGCUGUCGACCAACAAAGCGGCAAGUAUUGAGAUGUGUCAUGACUCUGUUUGACCCAUUAGGGUUGCUCGCUCCGUUUGUUAUUCACGGUAAGGUGCUGAUACAAAACCUCUGGCGAACCGGGGCAGAAUGGAAUCAGGAAGUUGACGAUGUUUCCUUUGAUCUUUGGCGAAAAUGGAACCAGAUGAUCGAGUUCAUCAGUACUGUACGAAUACCCAGAUGUUACUUUAAGCAAGCAACUGCAGAAACGUAUAAAGAUGCACAAAUGCAUGUGCUCACCGACGCCAGUGAGAAAGCCUACGCGUGCGCGGUUUAUAUCAGAGUUGUAACAAAAAACGGAAAGGCGGAGUGUGCUCUACUGGCAGCCAAAGCUAAAGUCGCUCCGGUGAAACCUAAGUCUAUUCCUAGGCUUGAGCUCGAGGGCUGCGAACUAGGAACGCGGCUGGCGAGACACGUUCAGGAGCACCACCGCGUUAUUCUGACCAGACGCUUUUUCUGGACCGAUUCGACAACAGCGCUGUCAUGGAUCCGAGCAGAUCCUCGAAAUUAUCGGCCCUUCGUAGCUCAUCGUGUUGGAAAAAUCCUAGAUUCAUCGAAUAUAACCGAAUGGAGAUGGGUAUCAUCAAAACUGAACCCGGUGAACGAAGCAACCAAAUGGGGAAAAGGCCCAUACUUCAGCGAUGGGAGUAAAUGGUUUUCGGGGCCAGAUUUUCUGCGACUGCCUGAAGAAAGGUGGCCACAUACCGUGGAAUCUUCCAUAGCCACGACGGAAGAAUCAAGAGCGUUCGUUAUGCUUCACACAGCGAUUUGCUCUGUUAUUAGUUAUGAACGAUUCAGUCGCUGGGAGAGAAUGCACAGAGCCAUGGGUUACGCGCUCCGAUUUUUGAACAACUCUCGGUCCGAUCGCUCGAACUAUCAUCGCAUUCAUCGCCAUGCUAACUCAGAAACAGUCGUAAAUGAAAUGCGAUAA
This is a messenger RNA of Wyeomyia smithii (pitcher-plant mosquito), 1002 nucleotides long. RefSeq lists its product as uncharacterized. The record is from RefSeq and is a predicted model, not a curated record. Bases 1 to 1002 code for a protein of 333 amino acids. Lineage: Eukaryota; Metazoa; Arthropoda; Insecta; Diptera; Culicidae. The transcript has a single exon.